Molecule: messenger RNA, 1341 nt
Organism: Mangifera indica (mango)
Lineage: Eukaryota; Viridiplantae; Streptophyta; Magnoliopsida; Sapindales; Anacardiaceae
Product: 8-hydroxygeraniol dehydrogenase-like
Exons: 5
Coding region: 101-1183 (360 amino acids)
Biological process (GO): lignin biosynthetic process
Molecular function (GO): zinc ion binding; cinnamyl-alcohol dehydrogenase activity
Source: RefSeq, a predicted model, not a curated record
ACCUCUCCAUCAACUAGUAAGCCUCAGCACUGCCUUCUCUCUUGUUGUUAUUGGUUAAUUUGUAAGCAAUACGGUAAGCAUUUUUUCAUAGCAAACGGCGAUGUCACCGGAAGAUCAACACCCUGUUAAGGCUUUUGGAUGGGCAGCGACUGACCCUUCUGGCCAUCUCUCUCCCUUCAAGUUCUCUAGGAGGGAAACAGGUGAUGAAGACGUGAGGUUUAAGGUGUUAUAUUGUGGAGUAUGCCACUCUGAUCUUCACAGUGUCAAAAAUGAAUGGGGCAACUCCAUUUACCCUUUGCUUCCUGGACAUGAAAUUGUUGGAGAAGUGACAGAAGUGGGUAGCAAAGUGGAGAAAGUUAAAGUAGGAGAUAAAGUUGGUGUUGGAUGCUUGGUGGGUGCAUGCCACUCCUGCGAUAGUUGUGUCAAUGAUCUUGAAAACUACUGUUCAAAAUUCAUUCUCACCUACAAUGGCAUUGACACCGAUGGGACAAUCACAUAUGGGGGCUACUCCGAUCAUAUGGUCGCCAAUCAACGCUACGUUGUUGUGUUCCCUGACAACAUGCCACUUGCUGCUGGCGCUCCUUUACUCUGUGCUGGGAUCACUGUUUAUAGUCCAUUGAAAUAUUUUGGAUUUGCUGAACCGGGGAAGCACAUCGCCAUCGUUGGCCUCGGUGGGCUUGGCCAUGUGGCUAUUAAAUUUGCCAAGGCUUUUGGAGCUAAGGUGACAGUAAUUAGCACCUCUCCAAGCAAGAUGAAAGAAGCUUUGGAACAUCUCGGUGCUGAUUCAUUUUUGGUCAGCCGUGAACCUGAGCAAAUGCAGGCUGCCAUGGGUACAUUGGAUGGUAUUAUUGAUACGGUGUCUGCAGUCCAUCCACUUUUGCCAUUACUCGGUCUAUUGAAGCCCAAUGGAAAGCUUGUUACGGUUGGUGCCCCAGAAAAGCCUCUAGAGUUGCCUGUCUUUCCUCUAAUUAUGGGAAGGAAGAGUGUGGCUGGGAGUGGGAUUGGAGGAAUGAAAGAGACCCAAGAGAUGAUUGAUUUUGCAGCAAAACACAACAUAGCAGCUGAUAUUGAAGUUAUUUCAAUGGAUUAUGUGAACACGGCAAUGGAGAGACUCGCCAAAGCUGAUGUUAGAUACCGAUUUGUCAUUGAUAUUGGGAACACCUUGGCAACUACCAAGCCUUGAGGACUAGCUUGGCGUAUUUGUAUUUCUAAGUUUGAAGGGUUUUCAAUGCUAAAAUAUGCUUGUUUCCGCAUAGGUUUAUGUAAGAGAGUGUCACUUUGCAUCAUGUAUUACAAGAUACUAAGUCGUGAAUGAAAUAAAUAACAAAUGCUUUUCAUUUA